This is a messenger RNA of Conger conger (European conger), 522 nucleotides long. RefSeq names its product histone H2A-like. Gene Ontology annotation, cellular component: nucleosome. The transcript has a single exon. The coding region runs from base 51 to 437 and encodes 128 amino acids. Lineage: Eukaryota; Metazoa; Chordata; Actinopteri; Anguilliformes; Congridae. Gene Ontology annotation, molecular function: protein heterodimerization activity; structural constituent of chromatin; DNA binding. The record is from RefSeq and is a predicted model, not a curated record.
CCGCUGCAGCUAUUUGUGCGUCAGUUUGGCCGACACGAAUAAGCGAAGCGAUGAGUGGUCGAGGAAAGACUGGUGGAAAAGUUCGGGCGAAGGCGAAGACCCGUUCGUCGAGGGCAGGCUUGCAGUUCCCUGUCGGCCGUGUGCAUAGACUGUUACGCAAAGGCAACUAUGCUGAACGCGUUGGUGCAGGGGCGCCGGUGUACUUGGCCGCUGUCCUGGAGUAUCUCACGGCGGAAAUCCUCGAGUUGGCUGGCAACGCAGCCCGGGACAAUAAGAAAACCCGCAUCAUCCCCCGCCAUCUUCAGCUGGCUGUCCGUAAUGACGAAGAGUUGAACAAGCUUCUUGGCGGCGUAACGAUUGCCCAGGGCGGAGUACUGCCGAACAUCCAGGCCGUAUUGCUGCCGAAGAAAACCGAGAAGGCCGCUAAAGCAAAGUAAAUUUCAGAUUACCCAUUCCAGCAAUCCCAAAGGCUCUUUUCAGAGCCGCCCAUUUUUCAUUAAAAGCGCAAUGUUUCAUUCCAGA